UGCUCAGCUCCACGCAUGCUCUGUAAGCAGCCACCCGGCCCACCUCACACACGUGUUUGCAGCCCGCCACGGCGCCUGCGCGGUGGCCCCCCGGAGUCGGCGCCCGCGGACGCGGCUGGUACCUUGACUCCCGCGGUCCUCACGAGCCCGCUAGUGCGCGGCGUCCUGCGCGAACGCCUUGCAAGCCCCGGCGCCAUGGGUCUGAUUUCCGAUUCCGGCCUGCGAGUGGAAUGGAUUGCAGCAGUUACAGUUGCUGCCGGGACAGCAGCCCUUGGUUACCUAGCUUACAAAAGAUUCUAUGUUAAAGAUCACCGCAGUAAAGCCAUGGUAAACCUUCACAUCCAGAAAGACAACCCCAAGAUAGUACAUGCUUUUGACAUGGAAGAUUUGGGAGAUAAAGCUGUGUACUGCCGUUGUUGGAGAUCCAAAAAGUUCCCAUUCUGUGAUGGAGCCCACACAAAACACAACGAAGAGACUGGAGACAACGUGGGACCUCUUAUCAUUAAGAAGAAAGAAACUUAAUGGACAGUUUUGAAGCUGCAGACCAACCUGUCAUGAUGUUAACUGAUUGUUUAGAAUGAUUACUGAUUACCACUUCUCUCUCAUUCACCUCCCCUCGUUAUAGAUGUGGAAUUUUGCCAACCUCAGCUUUCACAUUCAUGGCAUUUGCCUUAUUGUUGAAGAAUUGUGGUGCACAUUUGUUUAAACAAAAAGGAAAAAGGAUAAACCAACCUCAUGGCCUGUGGGUUAUUUUGGUCUUGUAAGGAUCCGUUUAAAUUUGAAAUAAUGGUCUUUAGUGUAUAGUUAUAUCUUGAAGUUAAUGAAUUAAAUUAUUCUCAAAAUCA
Messenger RNA from Dipodomys ordii (Ord's kangaroo rat), 845 nucleotides. It is a transcript of the gene Cisd1, whose product is annotated as CDGSH iron sulfur domain 1. Lineage: Eukaryota; Metazoa; Chordata; Mammalia; Rodentia; Heteromyidae. Gene Ontology annotation, cellular component: intracellular membrane-bounded organelle; mitochondrial outer membrane. Gene Ontology annotation, biological process: regulation of autophagy. The transcript is spliced from 3 exons. The coding region runs from base 16 to 522 and encodes 168 amino acids. The record is from RefSeq and is a predicted model, not a curated record. Gene Ontology annotation, molecular function: 2 iron, 2 sulfur cluster binding.